Lucilia sericata (common green bottle fly) is the source of this 3525-nucleotide messenger RNA. Its product is annotated as T-box protein H15-like. Gene Ontology annotation, cellular component: nucleus. The record is from RefSeq and is a predicted model, not a curated record. Gene Ontology annotation, molecular function: DNA-binding transcription factor activity, RNA polymerase II-specific; RNA polymerase II cis-regulatory region sequence-specific DNA binding. The transcript has 6 exons. The coding region runs from base 1182 to 3035 and encodes 617 amino acids. Gene Ontology annotation, biological process: cell fate specification; heart development; positive regulation of DNA-templated transcription. Lineage: Eukaryota; Metazoa; Arthropoda; Insecta; Diptera; Calliphoridae.
ACAGCAAAUGAAAAUCAUUUAAACGGAUUCCUCAAGAUUGUAGCCGUAACUUGAACAAAAAGUGCCUUAAACGAAAAAUCACUAGACAAGAGAAACAUUAUUUUUUUUAAAAAUUUACGAAAAUAUUUAUUUAAAAAUCUGUGAUUUUUUUUGUAAAAAAAUUAAAAAAUACACUUUCUUUACUGCUAGAGGCGUCCGUUGCGGUUUUAUCGCUUUUUACUAACAUAUCGUACAUCACGUCGUCGCCCCAGUCGUGUAGUACUCCGCCAGCUCUUCGUGCGUGGAACAGAGUGUGGAAAUGUAUGAGUUGCCGUGUUUGAGUGUGUGUGUCUUCUACUGGUUUGUGUUGAUGAAGUGUUGAAAAGACGGAUUUCUUUUGUAAGCACAAUGAGUGCGAAUGUCGUGUAGGCAAUUGUCGACUUACAUACAUUUUACAACAAAAACAAUAACAAAAAAAGCUCUCAGAUCAGCUGGCUGACCACUACUACAGUUACAUCUUGCUCAGCUCAUCUCUGACGCUGCUGUUGUUGUUUUUGCAUGCGUAGAUGCACCUCUGCGCAUUCCAUAACAGAUUUUCAAGAGUAUUUGAACGCCAACUACCUCCCCCAAGAAAGAAACAACAAAACUGACAAAAGUUUUGCAAAAACAAAGAAAAUGCAAGGAAACUUAAAAAACACUCGUAUAUAAUAAAACAAAACGGUAGAAUCGUAAUUUGGGGAUCUACUACAUCAGACAAACAACAAACAUAUGCUUUCUGGCUUGCUGACUGACUAAAUGACGGACUGACUGGCUUGGCUGACUGUGCAUUUUGAGCAUGAGAAGGUAGUUGGCAACUUUACGCGUUCAAUGGGCGCCACCUGACAUUUCGAUAACUGCCGUCGCUUAGCAUCUUCAUUCAAUGGUCAGCGCGACAAUGGAUCGGUUGUCCUCAUAACGGAACAAAUAUACUCCAUCAUAUAAAUAAAAACAAAUCAAAAUUAAACGAAACGAACUAAAGAAAAGUUUACGUAAUUUAUAAAGAGAUAUGUAUAAUAUUUUAAAAAUAAAUAAAUAUGAAUAAUUUUAUAAAUUAAAAUAAAUGUGUUUGUAAAAUACUAAAAAUCAAACAACAAUUUAAUUUGUACUACAAUAUCCCCUUACAAUCCUUUAAAAAAAAUAAAGUCCCUUUACGGCGUCAUAAAAUGCUUUUUAGUAAUUUAACACAAAAUCCGGAUAUAACUGCAAUUAACAAUACAACACCACCAUCAGAAACAAUAACAACAACAAAUCAAACCGUGAAACAAGAAAAAGUUAAAUUGUGUAAUAAAGUCAACAAUAAUUUACAACAACCAUUAAAUACAACAACCGCUGAAAUUUUAGCCAAAAUUCCUUUACAAAACUGCUUAAAUUUAACAACGAAAUCAACAACAACAAAAACCAAAAUAAUCAAAAAUAAUAGUAAAAUUUAUAAGACAAGUUCCUGUAUCGGCGUCGCCACGGAUUUCUCAAUAGCAGCGAUAAUGGCGAGAGGCGGAAAUGCCUCUAGCCGUGAACCAUCGGAAAGGAGUUUGAGUCCCCUCUCACUCGAACGAUUUCCCGAUGGCGACGACGAGGGCGAUGUCGAUGUAGUCGAUUGUAGUGAUUCUGAAUCAGCCUCCGCCAUACGUUUGUCUCGACAUAACCCCCAGCAGCAGCAGCAUCCCCAUCACGGUCAAAAAAGUCUAUACAAACAUAGAAUUAAUCACAGUAACGAUAGUGGCAGUAGUAAUCAUAAUAACAAUAGUUCAAGUAGUAGCAGGGGGAGAGCUUCUCCACAGAGUCCCAGCAAUACUGAAGAUGAUCGUUUAUCCCCAGAGCCAGCGAAGGUAAAACGAAAACCAUCACCGAAAAUUGUGGGUUCAUGUAAUUGUGAUGAUUUACUGCCGAUACAGUGUCAUCUGGAGACCAAAGAAUUAUGGGAUAAAUUUCAUGAACUGGGCACAGAGAUGAUAAUAACGAAGACCGGAAGGCGGAUGUUUCCAACGGUGCGCGUUAGUUUUUCAGGACCUUUAAGGCAUAUGCAACCACCAGAUCGUUAUGCAGUUUUAAUUGACAUCAUACCCAUGGAUUCGAGACGUUAUCGUUAUGCAUACCAUCGCAGCUCAUGGCUGGUGGCCGGUAAGGCAGAUCCACCACCUCCAGCAAGACUUUACGCCCAUCCCGAUAGUCCCAUUAGUGUGGAUGCAUUGAGAAAACAAGUGGUUUCAUUUGAAAAGGUUAAGCUGACCAAUAAUGAAAUGGAUAAAAGUGGACAGAUUGUUUUAAACUCCAUGCAUCGCUAUCAACCACGUAUACAUUUGGUGCGCUUGUGUCAUGGUCAGAGUAUACCAAAUACCCCCAAGGAUUUGCAGGAAAUGGAUCAUAAAACUUUUGUAUUUCCAGAGACUGUUUUCACGGCUGUAACGGCAUAUCAAAAUCAAUUGAUUACCAAAUUGAAAAUCGAUUCAAAUCCGUUUGCCAAAGGUUUUCGUGAUUCAUCACGUUUGACUGAUUUUGAUAGAGAUCCCAUGGAUUCUUACCUUUUCGAACAACAUUUACGCUCACCCUUGAGAUUUUUCCCCGAUCCCUUGAUGCAACAACUAUCACCUCAAGAAGCUGAUGCUGCCUCCUUGGCUUUCAUUGAAAAGGCACGGCAACAUUUGCAAAUGUUUGGACGUUCACCCUACACCGAAAUGCUAUUACCUCAUCUUUAUCAAAGACCACCUUCGGCAGCAGCUAUAAAUGCCUUCAAUAUCGGUAUGUGGCAACAGCAGUGGCCACAACUAACAGCCGGUUUCUUGGCCAAUCAUCAGGCAGCUGCAGCUCAAGCAGCCGCCAAUGCUGCAGCAGCAGCUGCCGCGGCUUCACGGACACCACCACCUCCGGGACCCCCACCACCGGCAACAACUCCCUCUUCAUCGGGUUCAGCUUCGCCAGACUUAAGGACAAAACAUUUUCACCGCUUUAGUCCCUAUCCGGUACCACAACAUCAACAGCAGCAACAGCCACCUCCUCCUUCCCAAAGCCCUACAAAUUGAUAGAAUUCCCAAAUAAAUUUAUAAAAUACCCCUUUUAAUAAUUCCUUACCUUUCCUUGAAAUAAGUGCAAUCGUAUUAAAAAUGUUUAAUUUUAUUUUAAUAUUUUUUCUCAAAACAAAAUUUAAACAAAUUUUAUUUAUUAUAAACAAAACCCACUAGCACAGUAUUAGUAAAUAGUUAAAAACAAAAAAAUGUUUGUGAUGUAAAAAACAAAAUCAAAUAAUUUAAAACAAAAACAAUUAGUAAUUAUGUAAAUACAACAAAAAAUAUUCCGUAAUUAUAAAUUAAUCGAAACAUUCUAACUGUAAUCUGGCUUUAGUUUACAACCAAAACAAAAAAGUGUAAAAAUUGUUAAUUUGCUUUUUAUCUUUGCUUUUUCGUCUAAUUUGAAUAUUUUUUAUAUUAUUGAAUUUUUUAUUUAUAUUUGUAAUUGAAAUUGUAACUGGAAUGAAUGAAUGUAAAUUAUAGAUUGUUCCUAAUGUAAAACAAC